AGGAGAAGGAGUGGCUAUUUAAAUACGAGGGUUCUCAAUUUCCAAAAACCCAAGCCCAAACCCUCAUCAUCCUCGUCUAUCAAACUUUCUUCUUCACCGAUCUGAGACUUCGAACCUCAAAUCGAUAAUGGGAAGAGGAAAGUUCAAAGGAAAGCCCACUGGCCACCGCAACUUCUCCACUCCCGAAGAGCUUCGUGCAGGUACCUCUGCUCGACCACGCAGUUUUAAAAGGGAAGAAGUUGCAGAGGAGGAAGAAGUAGAGUCUGAAGAGGAGGAGGAGGAAGAAGAAGAAGAAGAAUCUGAAAAGAGGAAGGGAACUCAGGGACUUAUUGAGAUUGAAAAUCCCAAUGUGGCGAAAUCUAAGAAUGUGAAGGCCAAAAAUGCAGAUAUUGAGAAAACAAGCGAACUCUCGAGGCGUGAAAGAGAGGAGAUAGAGAAGCAAAAAGCUCAUGAGCGAUACAUGAGGCUGCAAGAGCAAGGAAAAACAGAACAAGCAAAAAAAGAUUUAGAACGCUUAGCCAUGAUAAGGCAACAAAGGGCAGAGGCUGCUAAGAAGCGAGAAGAAGAAAAGGCUGCCAAGGAGCAGAAAAAGGCAGAGGCACGCAAGUAAAAAUAGGUUGUGAAGACUUCCAGUUUGAUAGUCUUGGCUGUUCUCCCCUCACCUCCCCCUCUUUUAUUUUAAUAAUUUAAGUUUGACCUUUUUAUCUGUAACCUAAAGCUAAUUUCAGAUUGCCUUAAAAGGCUGUUACUAUUAUUUAUCAUUGUAAGGAAAUGACAAAGGUUAAAUGACUGAAGUUAAUGCUACCCAUUUUAAGAAAAAACAAUGGCUGCAAUAUGAGGAUUUCUUGAAUU
Ziziphus jujuba (common jujube) is the source of this 852-nucleotide messenger RNA. RefSeq lists its product as uncharacterized. Gene Ontology annotation, cellular component: cytosol. Gene Ontology annotation, molecular function: RNA binding. The transcript is spliced from 8 exons. Bases 128 to 610 code for a protein of 160 amino acids. The record is from RefSeq and is a predicted model, not a curated record. Lineage: Eukaryota; Viridiplantae; Streptophyta; Magnoliopsida; Rosales; Rhamnaceae.